Messenger RNA from Phragmites australis (common reed), 3768 nucleotides. Its product is annotated as probable RNA-dependent RNA polymerase 1. The coding region runs from base 143 to 3505 and encodes 1120 amino acids. The record is from RefSeq and is a predicted model, not a curated record. Gene Ontology annotation, cellular component: nuclear RNA-directed RNA polymerase complex. Lineage: Eukaryota; Viridiplantae; Streptophyta; Magnoliopsida; Poales; Poaceae. Gene Ontology annotation, molecular function: RNA-directed RNA polymerase activity; RNA binding. Gene Ontology annotation, biological process: siRNA processing. The transcript has 5 exons.
CUCCGUUUAAAUGUUACGUGCACAUUGACCCGACUCCACCCCAACUCUUCUUCCCACCAAAAACCAUCGUUGCUGGCGAGAAAAAGCCGAGCUCUCAUCGCCUCAUCGGUGGACCGACGCAGGAGAAGUUGUGAUAUGCACCAUGGGCCGGACUCUUCAGGUGUCAGGAUUUGCUCUAACUGACAGUGCUGACAAUGUCAAGGAUUUUUUGGAACGAAUUGCCGGCACUGGGACUGUCUAUGCUCUCAAGCUAAGGCAUCCAAAGAACAUCUCUGCAACCUCAAAAGCGUUUGCUAUAGUUCAGUUCCAGACACAGGAAAGUGCUUCAUUGGUAGAAAGUGCAGCUCAAAGAAAUGUUCUUCGGAGUGGACGUUUUUAUCUGAAAGUCAAACCUGCGGAUCGUGACAUUGUUCCAAAACCAAGAACUGCAAUGUUUUCUCUGGAGGAUGCAACGCUGCAUCUUGGUUGCAUGGUUAAGGAAAGUGUACUAUCUGUUCUUUGGAGUGCAAAGGAAGUUUCUGUUCAAUUUGGAUUUGAUAUGAAAAAGAUUCACUUUUACCUGUCCCACUAUCAUACUAAAUAUAAACUUGAAAUUUCUUACGAGAGUAUAUGGGAGAUGCAGCUUCAUCGUCCACCUGCUUAUAGGUCGCGGACAAAGUUCCUUUUGAUUAUGGUUCCGGCGGCUCCUAAAAUUUAUGAAUACCUCCCACGACGUUCUGGUCAUGUGUUUGAGGAUCCUUUCUUUAACUAUUUUAGGGAUGACACAGAUGAUCAAUGGACCAGAACAAUUGAUUUUACUCCAUCAGCUAGCAUUGGGCAAUCAUCUAUUCUCUGUCUGGAGGUGCCAAAACAUUGUGAUCUCCCAAACAUUGGUGACUACUUUGUUUACUACAAAGAGCACAAUAUUGACUUUUAUUGUCAGAAUGGGUAUUCAUAUUCUUGUGGUACCCGCAUUGUUCCAGUUGUGAAAUCUCCUGAUAACAUAGAUGUCCCCUAUGAGAUACUCUUCAAAAUCAAUCAUUUGGUUCAGAAUGGGACACUCAGUGGGCCAACAGUUGAUGGCAACUUCUUUCGUCUGGUUAGCCCAAAAUUUGUACCGAUUGAUCAUAUAAAGCGCGCGCUUUUAAAGAUGUCAUUUUUGAAAAGCACCUGCUUGAAUCCAACAAAUUGGUUAUCUGUGCAAUACUCAAAAAUCCGGAAAUUACGCCAUGCACUGCAAAGAUCACCUCAUAUAUCUCUGGAUGAUGGAUUGGUUUAUGUCCACAGGGUGCAAGUUACCCCUGCUAAAGUGUACUUUUAUGGACCAGAGAUAAAUGUAUCCAAUCGUGUUGUAAGGCAGUUCUAUGAUGACAUAGAUAACUUCCUUCGGGUUUCAUUCGUUGAUGAGGACUGUGAGAAGCUCCGUUCAACUGAUUUGUCACCUCGUUCUGCUUCAGGGAAUAAUGCAAGGAGAACUGCUCUGUACGAUAGAGUUCUGUCAGUCCUUUCAAAUGGCAUCAGUAUUGGUGACAAGCACUUCGAGUUUCUUGCCUUUUCUUCAAGCCAGCUCCGAGAUAACUCUGCAUGGAUGUUUGCUUCUCGGCAGGGAUUAACUGCGAGUGACAUCAGGAAGUGGAUGGGGGACUUCCGCAGCAUCAGAAAUGUGGCAAAGUAUGCUGCAAGACUUGGCCAAUCUUUUAGUUCCUCAACAGAAACCUUAAAAGUACACAAGUAUGAGGUCGAAGAAAUUCCAGAUAUAACAAAUGGCACGGAGUACAUAUUCUCUGAUGGAGUUGGAAAGAUUUCAGCUGAUUUUGCAAAGGAGGUGGCUAUGAAGUGCAAACUGAAACACUUUGCUCCGUCUGUUUUUCAGAUAAGGUAUGGUGGUUACAAAGGUGUUGUCGCUGUUGAUCCAAGAUCAAAUCAGAAGCUUUCUUUGAGAAAAAGUAUGUCAAAAUUCCAGUCAGAAAACAUCACACUGGAUGUCCUUGCAUACAGCAAGUACCAACCGUGUUACCUGAAUCGACAGUUGAUUACUCUUCUGUCGACACUCGGUGUUCGCGAUAGUGUCUUUGAAUUAAAGCAAGAGGAAGCCGUGAGGCAGUUGAACAGAAUGGUAACUGAACCACAGGCUGCUAUUGAAGCAAUUGAACUUAUGCCCAUGGGACAAAUAACCAAUGUGGUUAAAGAAUUGUUGCUCUGCGGCUACCAGCCUGAUCACGAACCAUAUCUUUCCAUGCUGCUGCAAACUUUUAGGGCAUCCAAGCUGCUAGAAUUGAAAACAAAGUCAAGGAUAUUCAUCCCAUCUGGACGAGCAAUGAUGGGAUGCUUGGAUGAAACCUGCACGUUGAAGUAUGGCCAGGUAUUCGUUCAAGCUUCUUCCCGUGCAAAUGAGCAUAGCAAGUUUAUUGUGACAGGAAAAGUAGUCGUCGCCAAAAACCCUUGCCUCCAUCCGGGUGAUGUCCGGGUUCUCCAGGCUGUCAAUGUUCCUGUUCUGCACCACAUGUUUAACUGUGUAGUCUUUCCGCAGCAGGGACCAAGGCCGCAUCCUAAUGAGUGUUCAGGGAGUGAUCUUGAUGGGGACAUAUAUUUUGUUUCUUGGGAUCAAUCUCUCAUCCCAACUCGAAUGGUGGUGCCUAUGGACUAUAGUCCAGCACCAACAGAAACAUUAGAUCAUGAUGUUACGAUUGAGGAAAUAGAGGAGUACUUCACAAAUUACAUAGUUAAUGAGAGUCUGGGAAUUAUCGCCAAUGCGCAUGUAGUAUUUGCUGAUAAGGAAUAUCUGAAAGCCGAAAGUGCGUCGUGCAUUGAACUGGCCAAGCUCUUCUCUGUAGCUGUUGAUUUCCCAAAGACAGGAGUGCCCGCUCAGAUUCCACCUGAGCUACAUGUCAAGGACUAUCCUGAUUUCAUGGAGAAGCUCGACAAAGUCACCUAUGUAUCACAGGGUGCAAUCGGGAAGCUCUACAGGGAAAUAAAGAAGCACACACCUCGCAUAAAGUACUUCACGAAGGAUGUGGCAAGACGGUCUUAUGACACUGAUUUGAUUGUUGAUGGCUACGAAGAGUACAUUACCGAGGCUAUGGAAUUCAAGGAAGAGUACGAUUUUAAGUUGGGUAAUCUUAUGGACCACUAUGGCAUAAAAAGUGAAGCUGAAAUAAUAAGCGGAUGCAUACUAAAGAUGGCAAAGAAUUUCACCAAGAGUAGUGAUGCCGAAGCAAUUAGAAUGGCAGUGAGAUCUUUGAGGAAAGAAGCGAGGUCAUGGUUCAGUGAGAUGAGUGCAGACGAGAACUGGUAUCGUCAAGAUGCCUUAGAUGCCAAGGCCUCCGCUUGGUAUCAUGUUACUUAUCAUCCAGAGUACUGGGGCCGAAACAAUGAAGGAUAUGACCGACCACAUCUUAUUAGCUUUCCAUGGUGUGUAUAUGACAAGCUUGUAUGCAUCAAGCAAGGGAGGAAUUGCCUCAGGAAUAUGGAGCCUGAUCUGGUGUCCCUCAUGAAUAACAUGAAUCAGAAUUUGAGAUUCCAUUGAGUAUGACCAUCAGGUUUGCUCUUGUACAUAUCUUUGUGGUCGUUUGCAAUGAGCAUGUCGAUUGUGGCGCAUGAUCUGAACGACGAAGGCAAGCGAACUGCUACGACUGACAAGUGUAUGCUCGUUUACUAAAUGCUUGUAGCUUGAUUUGCAUUGGAACCUUGUGUUAUUUCUCGCCUUUUGCUAAACUGUGUAAUAUUUCCAUCUCUUCCUUUGUAACCAGAAAUAUGUUGUUUAUGAAUGUUUUUAAUGUUGGAUUCCUA